This is a messenger RNA of Ogataea haglerorum, 1101 nucleotides long. RefSeq lists its product as uncharacterized. The transcript is spliced from 2 exons. Bases 1 to 1101 code for a protein of 366 amino acids. Gene Ontology annotation, cellular component: fungal-type vacuole membrane. NCBI's taxonomy places the organism in Eukaryota, Fungi, Ascomycota, Pichiomycetes, Pichiales, Pichiaceae. Gene Ontology annotation, biological process: transmembrane transport. The record is from RefSeq and is a predicted model, not a curated record. Gene Ontology annotation, molecular function: transmembrane transporter activity.
AUGGCUGGCCCUUUGCUCGGGAGCGACGGUCAUGGCUCUCUCGUUCGGCAUGGUCAACUCCUUCGGCGUGUACCAGAGCUACUACGAGAACAAGUACCCCCACAUGAGCUCCAACACGCUUUCGAUAAUUGGGUCUCUGCAGGGCUGUCUCACGUUCGCUACGGCCCUGCCGUCUACCGUGGGGAUGUACUAUUUGGGACCGCAGGCCAUGGUGGGGGCUGGCGGGCUCAUUUGCAUACUGUCGUACAUGUUUCUGUCGAUCACGACGGCCCCGUGGCAGCUUUUCGUGGUGCAGGGCCUGAUGUUCGGCUUGGGAUCUGGACUCAUGUACGUGCACUGCGCGGGGGUGGUGUUCCAGUACUUCCACCGACGCAAAGCCAUCGCGUCGGGGCUGAUCACCUCAGGGGCCUCCAUGGCCGGCGUGUACUGGCCGAUCGGCGUGCGCGGACUCAUCAACAAGGUGGGGUUUGCGUGGGGGAACAGAAUCAUAGGGUUUCUGUACAUCCCGAUGGUGGCCUUUGCAACCACGAACCUGCGCCCGAGAGUGCCGCCGCCGCCGCGCAAGCCGGGCCAGAACGUGCUGCGCGUCAAUUUCAGAGUGCUGCUGAACUGGCGGUUCCAGGUUCUCAACGUGACUACAACGUGGCCAUUGUCAACGCGGCGACGCUGCUGGGACGCGUCUCGUGCGGCUACGUCGGUGACAAGCUCGGCAGAUUCAACGUGAUGAUCCCGACGCUCGUGCUCAGCGGCGUGCUGUCUCUGGCUCUGUGGAUACCCGCGCGCUCGUCGGCGGCGGCGCUGGCGUUCUGUAUUACGUGGGGGUUUGCCACGGGCCCGUUUGUGAGCCUGGCGCCGGCCAUUUUGGGCCAGUUGUUUGCGGACGAGCUGCCGUCGUACCUCGGCGUCUUCUUCCCUACAGCAUCGGUGGGCGUGCUUGUGGGGCCCAUCAUCGCGGGCACGUUCAUCCCGCCGGGCCACGUGGACACCGUGGAGGGCUUCGACAAGCUGAGUGUCUUUGUGGGCGUGCUGUUCCUCGCCGCAGCCGCGUCGCUGUCCGCUCUGCGCUUGGUCUACCAGCGCCGGCUGCUCGCGAAAAUGUGA